AUGGCACUUCUGUUGGCUGCGAACGGACGAUUUGCCGAUCUUGGGAGAAAAGAAGACGAAGAUGCGGUCUAUCGUAUUAUCAAACGCCAAGAAGAGAAAGCGAGAGAAAAGCUCGCAUUCCUGUCUGAUGAAAAAUAUCUGACAUUUCUCGGGAGGCUUCCCUAUGAAGGAGGAAAACUGACGAAGAUCGUUGUUUUAAGCCGACACACAUCGGGAAAGAGGCUCGUAGAAGCAGUCGGACGUAGCUUAGAUUUACCGCAAUUACCUGAUUCUGCGACAGUUGAAUCUGCAGCGAGUAAAGUGUCUAGCCAGUACGUUAAGUUAAAACUGGAAGACCACGUCCCUCACUCUCCUGAGAAUUCUGUAUUUCCUCAGGGCAUCAAAGCUGUUCUGGCUUUAACAAGAGUGCUGGUAGGUGUCACAUUUAUCGAGUUCAUUAACGAAACAGAUUUUCCGAUGAAGAUUGUUUCGGGUAAAGUUGGACGGAGAGCAUCACGUUCCGUCACUUUCACCCACGACGUCCAAUCUCGAUCAAAUUGCUGGCUGGAGAUCGCACGUCUGCCAGGCUCCUCGGAGUUUUCAACCGGUGGGUACAUUAUUCUCUACCAGAACGGAAUCCUAAGCCCCGAAGUAGAACCACCUGCAUCGAAUGUUAGAGUCAUUGAGUUUGCUUUGUCAAGUUUAAGGAAAAUCAAUAUCCAAGACAAAACUGGCAGCGAGUUCACCCGUGGUCAAGACACUUACGACAAGAUGAAUUCUGGUAAAGCCAAGACAUUCUACUGGUUUAAUCAUGGGAAGCACCUCAUGGCAAGAGCAGAGAUAACUAGAUGUCGAUCUUGGCAGCUGACCUUUCUAUUUGUUGUUCAGGACUUCAAUCCUCGGGCGGUGUGUGAUUAA
This is a messenger RNA of Porites evermanni, 897 nucleotides long. The record is from the annotation of a GenBank genome assembly. NCBI's taxonomy places the organism in Eukaryota, Metazoa, Cnidaria, Anthozoa, Scleractinia, Poritidae.